AUGUCUGAGGAAGCAUCCCUUGCUGGUUACCUCCUCUCCAGAGCUUUCCAGCGCCUCUGGGACUCCUCCCACCUCAUCUUGCAAGAGCUGCUGGACCAAGAGCAGCCCCUGCUGGAACCCGUGCCCCACCGGGAGCGGCAGUCCUUCCGGUACAGGCUCUCCUCGCUCUACCUGUACUACCUGGGGCUGCUGCGCCGGUUCGACACCCUCCAUGACCAGACGGUGCAGCCGCAGAAGCGGCGGCUGCUGGACGGCGUGGCGGGCCGCGUGCUGGAGCUCAAAGACGAUCUGGUUCGCGUGGACCUGUGCGAGACCCCCUGCCUGGACCAAGUGCUGCAGGACUUAAAGCUCAGCCCGGCAGACCUGGAGGUUCCAAUUCCCAAAUACUUCCAGCUGGAGCGGUCCAGCGUCCUGAGGGAGCGAGGGCAUAUGCUGGCAGACCUCCUGUCCAGACUAGAGCCAGUGUUCUCUGAGGAGAGCUUUCCAGUAUUACCUCGGACGGAGGCCGUAAUCCUACUGCAAAGGGCCGAGCGGGCCAGGCAAGGCAGGCUUCGAGCCACCUUCAUGCGAGAGAUUCGGAAAGAGGAGGAGCGAGAUCAAAAGAUUCGGGAGGAAGGGCAGCCCAGGUUCAGUCAGGACAAAGCAGCGAUCAUCAUACAGAAGGUGUGGAAAGGUUACCAGCAGAGGAAACGCACUCAGCAGGACCGGCGGACGGAGAUGGAGUUCAUCGGCAUGCUCCCCUCGUCCAGCCAGGCGGAGCACUCGGCCGUCAUGUCCCAGGCCAGCCUCGGGGAGGAUGUCCGGAGGCUCCUCCAGACGGAGAAGGGGGAGGCGUUCCAGUCGGCCAUGGUGAAGACCCACGAUGCCCUCAGGGAGAUGGAGGGGCCCGACAUGAGAGAGAAAAUGAAGGAGCAAAUCCGACAGUGGUUUAUCGAGUGCCGUGCCCUUACUGGCCGAUUCCCUGAUUAUCCAGAUGAGUCUUUAGGUGGAUCCUACCUGAUCUUUGCAGACAAGACUCCAGAACAGGUGAAAAUGGAACUGGAGGCGCAGGUCCAGGAGAGCAAAAAAAAGGACCAGAAGAAAAGUAAGGGAAAAGAAAAGGAGAAAAAGGAGAAGAAAAGGAAGGGAGACAUGACCAGGAAGGGGGAAGCAGAUACGAUGCUGAGAUUGCUGCCCUCCAAAUCCAUCCCUGUGAUUAAUGCCGGACACGAGGAGUACACAAAUCUGUGGAAGAACCGGUUUGAUAGCCUACAUCCCAAUCAGAGUUUUGACUCCGAGAUCCUCCAGGUGGAGAAGAGGAAGGAAGUGGAGCAAGAGAUCCGGAUACAGGUAGAUGAGCUGAUGCAUCAGGAGCUGAAGAACCUGCGGCUGGCCGUGGACAAGGAGGAGGGGAGACCUUCGAAGCCUCCGAAGAAAAAGAUGGGCAAGAAACCUGAGAAGAGGAAGAAAGAAAAAGAUCUGACCCCAGACAGGUCUGUGGACUCCCUGUUUGAAGAGCUCAUCAUCUUUGGCCUUCUAAAGAAGUGCGAGACAGUGGCUUUGAAAGACUAUGUUGGUGACUGCCUCUGUCUUGGAUCAACUCUGAAUUUGGCAAACAAGCUGCCUAUGCCUUCCCUGUUUGAUACACGACAGAACGUGGCCUUGUAUGGGGUUCUGCGGCUUGGCUCCCCAGACAUACACUCCACGGCCCCCCUCAUCCGCUCCAUCCUCCUGGUGGGCCCCUCCGGCAGGGGGAAGAAGAUGCUGGUCAAGGCCAUGUGCACGGAAACCGGUGCCAACCUUUUCGACCUGUCACCUGGCAACCUGCAGGGCAAAUAUCCCUGCAAGACCGGGGUGCAGAUGUUGGUGCAUAUCGUCUUUAAGGUGGCUCGGUACCUACAGCCCUCUGUGAUCUGGAUUGGGGAUGCGGAGAAGAAUUUCUAUAAGCGAGUCCCAAAAGAAGACAAGGAGAUGGACCCCAAGCGAAUAAAGAAGGCCCUCACCAAGGCCCUGCGACUGCUGAAUCCUGGAGACCGCGUGAGGCUGAUGGGGACCACUGACCGGCCGCAGGCGGCUGAGAUGAAGGGGCUGUGCCGCACCUACGAGUGGGUCCUCCUCCUGCCGCGGCCCGAUUACGCUUCUCGCUAUGUGCUCUGGAAGCAUAUGAUAGAGGCCCAGGGGGUCCAGGUGACCCAGAGCCUGGACGUCAGUGCCCUGGCCAAGGUGUCCGAUAGCUACACACCUGGCCGCACUCGCCAGGCCAUCCAAGCAGUGCUGACGGAACGGCGGCUCCUGCAAUUGUCCAAGCGGCCCCCGGUGGCCUCAGAGUUCCUGGGGCACCUGGCGAAGCUGGACCCAGUGUACAGGGAGGAGGAGGAGUCCCUGAAGGACUGGAACUUCAAGACCCCGCUGGGCAAGAAGAGGAUGAAACUUAUCAAGGACCAAGACGCCACCGAGGGAGCCAGGCUGGCAAAGGAGAAGAAAAGGAAGUGA
Balaenoptera musculus (blue whale) is the source of this 2472-nucleotide messenger RNA. RefSeq names its product IQ motif containing with AAA domain 1 like (gene DRC11L). Lineage: Eukaryota; Metazoa; Chordata; Mammalia; Artiodactyla; Balaenopteridae. Gene Ontology annotation, molecular function: ATP hydrolysis activity; protein binding; ATP binding. Bases 1 to 2472 code for a protein of 823 amino acids. The transcript is spliced from 19 exons. The record is from RefSeq and is a predicted model, not a curated record.